Messenger RNA from Gambusia affinis (western mosquitofish), 10154 nucleotides. RefSeq names its product homeodomain interacting protein kinase 2 (gene hipk2). The record is from RefSeq and is a predicted model, not a curated record. Gene Ontology annotation, molecular function: ATP binding; transcription corepressor activity; SMAD binding. Gene Ontology annotation, cellular component: cytoplasm; PML body; nucleus. The transcript has 15 exons. Bases 403 to 4074 code for a protein of 1223 amino acids. Gene Ontology annotation, biological process: peptidyl-serine phosphorylation; intrinsic apoptotic signaling pathway in response to DNA damage by p53 class mediator; peptidyl-threonine phosphorylation. NCBI's taxonomy places the organism in Eukaryota, Metazoa, Chordata, Actinopteri, Cyprinodontiformes, Poeciliidae.
GCCCACCAAACUCGCUGCGCUCCGAUCACUGCUGCAACUUUUGCAGAGACUCCUCACUCCACAGACAUGUCGCACAAUAGCUGAAGUAAACCUGUCAUCGCGGCUUUCCAUUCGGGCCAAAUUACGCCGCAGGUGAGGAUCUACGGACGCGCAGCCCGGUCGCUCCUUGGCCGCUUUCCUCGCAUCGGACCCCGGCUUUUUUUUUUCUUUCUUUUUUUUUUUUUUCCUUUAAACCGGCCUGGAUAUGAAUUAUGAGCAUUUUCUCCACUAAUGAACCGGGCCAGUGAUGCAGGAGACCGCGGCGACCCUCUCAUCAGUGUUUCAAGAUGGCAGAUUUUUAUUGAGUUUUGAUCAGAAAGCUCGCUUUAUUCUUUGCCAUGAAUAACAGGAAUCCUUGCACCGAUGGCCCCUGUAUACGAAGGUAUGGCCUCGCAAGUGCAAGUGUUCUCCCCUCACACUCUCCAGUCAAGUGCCUUCUUUAGCGUAAAGAAACUGAAGGUGGAGCAGAGCUGUAACUGGGAUAUGACAGGGUACGGCACGCAUAGCAAAGUCUACAACAGCAGCAAGAACGUGUCGGCCACUGGUGGCGCUCCUCUAGGCCUCAGCGGCUCCGCCCUGCCCUACGAGCAGACCCUGAUCUUCCCGGCCAGCGCCGGCCACAUCGUGGUCGCCUCGGCCAGCAGCACUUCGGGGGCCGUCGGCUCUCUGCUGGGCAGCAGCGGUGGAGACAGCGGCGGCGGUAGCGGCGGCGGCGGAGUCCACAACCUGACGCGGCGCAGCACAGUGAGCCUCCUGGACACCUACCAGCGAUGCGGGCUUAAGCGCAAGAGUGAAGAGCUCGACAACAACAGCAGCGUGCAGAUCAUUGAGGAGCACGGCCCACCUAUGAUCCAGAACGGUGGAACCAGCGGAGCCACAGCGGCCACCGCCACGUCCACGGCGACGUCCAAGAACAGCGGCUCCAACAAUGAGGGGGACUACCAGCUGGUGCAACACGAGGUGCUCUGCUCCAUGACCAACACCUACGAAGUCUUGGAGUUUUUGGGGAGGGGAACGUUUGGCCAGGUGGUCAAGUGUUGGAAGAGGGGAACCAAUGAGAUAGUGGCCAUCAAGAUCCUAAAAAACCACCCAUCGUACGCGCGGCAGGGUCAGAUCGAGGUCAGCAUCCUGGCGCGCCUCAGCACAGAGAGCGCAGACGACUACAACUUUGUGAGAGCCUACGAGUGCUUCCAGCACAAGAACCACACGUGCCUGGUGUUUGAGAUGUUGGAGCAGAACCUGUAUGACUUCCUCAAGCAGAACAAGUUCAGCCCGCUGCCGCUCAAGUACAUCAGACCGGUGCUGCAGCAGGUCGCCACGGCGCUGAUGAAGCUGAAGAGCCUGGGGCUGAUCCACGCCGACCUGAAGCCGGAGAACAUCAUGCUGGUGGAUCCUUCGCGUCAGCCCUACAGGGUCAAGGUCAUUGACUUUGGUUCAGCCAGCCACGUGUCCAAGGCAGUGUGUUCCACCUACCUGCAGAGCAGAUACUACAGGGCUCCAGAGAUCAUCCUGGGCCUGCCGUUCUGUGAGGCCAUAGACAUGUGGUCGCUGGGUUGUGUAAUAGCUGAGCUGUUUCUGGGAUGGCCUCUCUACCCCGGAGCCUCUGAGUAUGACCAGAUUCGGUACAUCUCACAGACGCAGGGUCUUCCGGCAGAGUAUCUGUUGAGUGCAGGGACGAAGACCACCAGGUUCUUCAACAGAGAUCCAGAUUCUGCCUAUCCCCUCUGGAGACUGAAGACUCCGGAAGACCAUGAGGCUGAGACGGGGAUCAAGUCCAAGGAGGCUCGCAAGUAUAUCUUCAACUGCUUGGAUGAUAUGGCACAGGUGAACAUGACAUCAGACCUGGAAGGGAGCGACAUGCUGGCGGAAAAGGCAGAUCGGAGGGAGUUCAUCGACCUGUUGACCAAGAUGCUGACUAUCGACGCUGACAAGAGGAUCACCCCCAUCGAAACACUCAACCACCCCUUCGUUACCAUGUCGCAUCUCCUCGAUUACCCUCACAGCACCCACGUAAAGUCAUGCUUCCAAAACAUGGAGAUCUGCAAGCGUCGCGUCAACAUGUACGACACAGUCAACCAGAGCAAAACGCCCUUCAUCACCCAUGUGGCCCCCAGUACCUCCACCAACCUCACCAUGACCUUCAACAACCAGCUGAACACUGUGCACAGCCAGGCCACCAACCUGGCUCCCUCCUCCACCAACAAUGCCACCCUUUCCUUUGCCAGUCCUGAGGUCUCCAUACUAAACUACCAAUCUGCACUCUACCAGCCCUCUGCCGCCUCCAUGGCGGCUGUGGCCCAGAGGAGCAUGCCGCUGCAGCCGGGGGCGCCGCAGCUCUGCGCCGCUCGGCCCGACCCCUUCCAGCAGGCGCUCAUCGUCUGCCCGCCGGGAUUCCAAGGUUUGCAGGCAUCCCCUUCCAAGCACACCAGUUACUCUGUGAGGAUGGAGAACGCGGUUCCCAUAGUGACGCAGGCUCCCGGUGCCCAACCUCUGCAGAUCCAACCUGGCCUCCUCACACAGCAGGCCUGGCCCAGCGGCACCCAGCAGAUCCUGCUGCCUCCAGCAUGGCAGCAGCUCACCCACACCUCCGUCCAGCACGCCACCGUCAUCCCAGACUCCAUGGGCAGCACACAGACUCUCGCCAACUGGAGGAAUUCCCAUCCUCAUGGGAGCCAUUAUAAUCCCAUCAUGCAGCAGCCAGCCUUGCUGACUGGUCAUGUCACACUCCCAUCAAACCAGACUCUGAAUGUGGGCGUGGCUCAUGUCAUGAGGCAGUCAACCACCAAUAACAACUCCUCUUCCAAAAAGACCAAACAGCACCAGAUGUCGACCAGGAACGUGUCGACCUAUGAGGUGUCAUCCUCCCAGAUGGUGCUGUCGCCGCAGCGAUCCAAGCGGGUGAAGGAGAACACGCCCCCUCGCUGUGCCGUGCUACAGAACGGGUCGGCGUCCCACUGCCCCCCGGCGCAGGGCUGCGGCGGAGGAGGGUGGGGCGCCAACGUAGCAGAACAGGCUUCAAGCACCACCCGCGACCAUCAGCACCAGCACCAUGUCCCCAGACAGACCAUCAUCAUCCCCGACACGCCCAGCCCCGCCGUCAGCAUCAUCACCAUCAGCAGCGACUCAGAGGACGACGACCAGAAGCAGAACAACGGCUCGUCUUCCAAGCACAGAAAGAACGUCAUCAGUUGUGUGACGGUCCAUGAUUCCCCAGAGUCAGACUGCUCCAGCCACAACAGCCCCUACAGCCUGGAGUCGAGACCCCACAACCACAACAACAACAACAGCUACGACACGAAAACCACCAUCCUGGACAACUACAACAAUGGGAACCCUCGCACAAUCAUCAUCCCUCCGCUCAAGACGCAGAACACGGAGGUGCCCAGUGAAUGUGAGCGGCUGAUGCCAGAUGGACUGAAUCAUCAGAAUAUAGCUUACAAGUUUAAAUCCUCCAAUGGAGUGACAACGGGCAAUAAUCACAUACCAGGAGGCGUGGCCGGGGGCGUGGCCUAUCGACAGCAGCGCUCAGGACCACACCCACUUCAGCAGCAGCCACUCAAUCUCAGCCAGGCUCAGCAGCACAUGGUGGCUGAGCGAAAUGCAGGGCACCGCCGGCAGCAGGCCUACAUCACCCCCAACAUCGCCGCUCAAGCCCCAUAUUCCUUCCAUCACAACAGCCCCUCCCACACGGGCGGCGUCCACCCGCACCUGGCCGCCACCCACCUGCCCAGCCAGCCCCACCUGUACACCUACACGGCCCCCGCCGCCCUGGGCUCCACCGGCACCGUGGCCCACCUGGUGGCGUCGCAGGGCUCGGCUCGCCACGCCGUCCAGCACGGGAGCUACCCCCCCAGCAUCGUCCACCAGGUCCCGGUCAGCGUGAGCCACCGCGUGCUGCCGUCGCCCACAAUGCACCACAGCCAGUACCAGGCCCAGUUCGCCCACCAGGCCUACAUCAGCGCCUCCCCCGCCUCCACUGUCUACACUGGAUACCCACUGAGUCCCACCAAGGUCAACCAGUAUCCUUACCUCUAGAGACGAGCCGGACCGACACUGAAGGGGCCCGACCCCCGACCCAGCGAUGCUGCUUCCCGCACUGCAAAAACACAAAACCUCACCAAGAAUUUUUAGUCUAGUUUCUGGUGCAAAUAUAUAGUACCGCUGAAAUAAUACAAAACUUACAAGUAACUUUUAGGAGCUUGUUCUGUAAUUAGUUAAUAUUAUUGAUGGGAGAUUAUUGGUAGGUAGAGUCUCCAAGUACUCAAGUAAGAGUAGCACCACUUUUACUUUUUAUUCAAGUAAAAGUAAAAAGUGGUUAAGAAAUUACUCAAGUAAGAGUUAAAAAGUAUUUGGUAAUUGGCAAUGAAGCUACAUCAGUCAUUUAAAAUUACAAAAUUACAUCAUCAGACUGACAAAGUUAUGUGGAAUUGUAGGUAUUUUAAAGACCAAAAUAAAAAUACUUCAUAUAACUAAUCAUAACAAAGUAACAAAAACAGGAAAAAUAAAUCAAUUAAAUCAAUUCCUUUCAGUAAAUUUCACAACUGCCAAUAUUAGUCUGGUGAAUUAUUAGUUGUUCUUGAUUCAGUGAAGUUAUUCACACUGGGUUGGGUAUCCAGCUAUUUUACUCAAGUAAGAGUAAAAUUUUCAAAAAGUAAAUGUUACUAGUUACUACCAAGCUCUGGUUAAUACUGAUGAAAAUGAAGCUGUAAUUGAAAUAAUCUGUCAGUGGAACGAGACACUUUUCCUGUAUUUUAUUAUAAAUUGUAAUAUGAUAAAAGUAUUUUUUCCACUGUCGGAUUAUUUCACUUAUAACCAGUACUUUUUAUAUAAAUUAAGAAAUUAAGCUCCCAUAUCUUGCUGAAAAGUUCCAUGUAAGUUAGUUUUGUCUUAUUUCAGGUCUACUAAGAUAUUUGCACCAGCAACUGGAUCAAAACUCUUGGUGAGAUUUUGUGUUUUUGCAGUGUUCAUCCUCCAUCCCAUCCUCUCCUCGACCUCAGACAUGAACAGAGACAGAGGAACAUGCAACCCUCAUGAAGCUGUCAUGUGUAACUUGAAGAAGGAAUGACUGAACAGAAGGAAACGUGACUCAGAUCCUCUGGAGAAGAGAAAAAUGAUGCCGACUGUUUUUCUUCUUUUGAUGAAUUUCCCCCCAGAAAAGGGCCAGUUCUGCUUUUGUUUCCCCUCCCUUUGCUUUCCUUUACGAAAGAAGCAACGUCUCAUUAGUUUUGUGGGGGAAGUUUCGAGGGCAGCGGAUGUUUUAAGAUUUAUUUAAUUUCUUUCCCCGCUCUCCUCUCCUGUCCUCCACCUGGAUAUGUUUGGGACUGUUGAACAGGGGGGCGAUGUUGACUGGAAGUUUGAAUUCCCAAAAGCUUUGGGACUUGGUGAAAUACGGAAACCUGCUGCUCUUUAAAGAUAAAAAAAAUACUGAUGGCCUUGAACUGUCUUAGUAUUUCCAAAUCAGCGGAGGCGUGGGGUGAAAACGAAGAGAGGAAACCCCGCCCACUCCGCCUCCUCCAGCAGAGGAGGGAACUGGAAAUCUAACCAACAGAAGACAACAAAUCUUUUAGUGUAUUUAUAGAUAUUCUUUCCUUUGUUUUUUCCACCUUCAGUUUGAUCUAGGUGUCUUAGCUGGGCCCCGUGUAUAGAAUGUAGCAGUAUGCACCUGUUUUUAUUUCUUUUUUUAAUUCCCUUGAUACCAAUAGAGUUAUUUGUUAUUUUUUCUUCUUCAAUGUGAUUGCACAAAGUGGUUAUAAUAACAUAGGCAUGUACAACGUGAUUGUCUGUGUGCUACUGUCAGCCAUGCGUGUGUAGCUCAUCUCCACAGGAUCCUCCUCAAGUCUUUAGAUGUCGAUCGUCGUUCCCUCGUAGUGCCUUACAGAUUUACCGACACAGUUUACUCGGCUCGGGUCCCGAAAGCCGCGAGAGACUACGGCUAAACUUAGCGUGACGCGUUUUCCCCGGUUUCACAUCUUAAUCGGGACACUUGUAGGUUUCUUCCAGGUGUAGGCUCAGCCCUCGCUGCUUCACAACCAUAGCGUCCCGCAGAUGAUGAAGAUUAAUGUCAAAGCAGAAAUCACGCUGAGCUGUUUUCUUUUUUUUUUUAUUAUUGUUGUUAUUGUGUGUGCAUGAGAUAAUUUGCCUGGGGUACUUACCAAAGUCAGAGAUAAAGUCAUGUUACACUUCACUCUGGAAAUUCCUGUAAAUAUAAAAAGAUAGAUAUAGAGUGAAGCUGUAGCUGUUUUCCUUGUUUUCUGCUAAUCACAUGAGAAAACGUGCGUCACGAUUCGGAAGAACAGACAGCUCAGUUGUUUUGAGGUUACAGGAUAAAGUUUGAGACACAAUAGAGUUUUUGGUGCAUCUCAAUGAAUUAGAUUAUAACAAAAAUGUUAAAAAAACCCUAAAAGAAACCUUAUAUUUCAGUAAUUUCUUUUUGUUAAUUUUAAUGAUUAUGGCUUGCAGCAAAUAAAACCCAAAAUUGAAUCUUUUAAAAAACUACAAAGUACCAAAAAAUCAGACUUUUAAGAAAGAAACUUUAUACGUAAUCAUGGAGAAAACUGCUAUGAAUACUCACUACAAAGAGGGUAAAAUAUAGCACAGAAACUUUGCUGUUCCAAGCUUAUUCAUAGAAAACUCAGUGCAAGGAAAAAGUGUGGCCAAUCUAGCACAGUAAUACAACAGUCAUUAAAACAGAUAUUUGUAGUGUAGCCAUGUACACAUCCUGUGUACAUGGCUACACUACAAUAAAACUAGACUAUGAAAAGCUACUGCGACAGACUGGCGACCUGUCCAGGGUGACCCCAUGACCCCGCCUCUCGCCCGGAACGUAGCUGGAGAGGAACCAACAACCCUCCCAACCCCAUUAGGGACAAGGGUGACCAGAAAAUGGAGAAAAUGGAUAUGAAAAGCUAAAAUGUGUAUUCUAUCUUCCUCCAGACUAUGGGAUGUUGAUUUUCAAAUGUAUCUCAAAUUUGCUUUAAAAAUAUAAUCUGAAAAGAUUAUGUUUUUAACUGGUCUUUUUCCUUCCACUCAACUUUCCACCAAUAUUCUUAUUGGCUGACUCUGUCAAUGAGUCAGCCAUCUUUCCUUUGAUUUUGUGAGUUUCUAUUAGUCAUAAUCAUUACACUUUACAGAAAUAAAUCACUAUUUUCUUCAACAAAUGCUAAUUUCUUGAGAUGCACCAGUGUUUUUCAAGGUUAAGAGCUAGUCUGAGAGAAGGGCCUGACAGAAAGUGAUUGUUGCCAUGAGGUAGUUCAACAGACAGAGCACAGAGGGAUGUUUGGAAGAGAAACUGAGCGGGGUGAAGGAAAGGGCUGGUUGGAAGCGUAGGGUCCGUUCAGGAACUGGGGAACUCUCCAUUUUAAAAGGGACUUAAAAUGGUUUCAAGUUGGCAAUGAGCAGGUUGAUAGUUACACUGAGCUGCAGGGGGCGCUGCCUCACCUGGUGGCGGCACUCCUGAGUAUCUGACAUAUUGUUUGUGAGCUCUGAUGAUGCGAGUGCGGCGUUGGCGCCAGCGCUGCAGGAAGAGAGCAGACGGGAAACGGGACGCGCAUGCACCUGGAAGGGGCGCCUUAUGGAUGUUUUCGUCACUGCUGUCCAUUUGUCUUCAAGCCAGGUACACCACGGAUAUCGCCAUGCCAACGGGGCGGGCAUCCCUGAACACUUAGAGAACCAAUAGGGCUGCCGCUUUGUGUGUUUGCUGUUUGAUUUCAUUUAGCCAAUAGUACAAAUAACCAUUUGCCCUAUUGAAUGAACAUGGGCACAUCAGAACCGCUGGUGGUCUAGUUAAAGCCUUCUGCCCUCCUCCUUGGUAUGCCACAGUACUUGCAUUUGAAGUGAUUUUUUUUCUCUUUUUAACUUAUCUUAAUUUUCUUUUACAUGGCUGUAGUACUUGUGUUUAUUUUUUAGAGAUUGUUGCAAUAAUUCUUGUGGACGUUUUAUCAAAAUACGUGUGUGUUUUUACGAAAUGUCGGGCUUAUUUGGGUUUUGUAACCUGGUGUAAAAUGAUGUUUCGUACCGGGUGAAGGUGGGUGCACUUGUCUAAAGUGUUGCAACACUGCAGAGGGUAGAAAAGUGGGCAGGCUGAUGGUAAUCCACUGGGGCGCUUUCAGAAACCUGCUUUUGGGUAAUCCAGCCGCCCUCUGGAGUCGGCUUUCAUCCUGGUACGUUCUGCUCCCCGUUAACGCCUCGGGUCCAGGUACUUGAAGAUGUGAUUACAUGGUAUGUCGCUGGUUACAUCAGGCAUCUCUGUUCUGUUGUUCUCUGUUUCAUCUCCUUCGUUUCCUCUGGGUCGUUCAGGACUGAGCACAUGUGCAUAACUUGGAGGAUUUCUGAAUCAAACUACUGAAACAUUCCACUGUUUUUGAGGGAAUAUCACAACUACUGUCCUCACCCGUCAGCAUGGAGGCACCAAAGACUUUAACGAGAUCGACCAUGCACAGCACAGAACAAGCAAUCCUCCUUGUUAUUGCCAAAAUAUCCAGGCAAUAACUUCAAACGCUUCAUAAAGUGUGGAUUUCACUCUAUGAACGCAUGUGUGUGAGGAUUUAACAUGCAUACAGCACAGGUGUUUCUUUGUGGACCUUUGGCUACGACGCCAUGAUAAAGCAAUUACCCCCUUGUAGAUAUCUUCUUUUUUCUCCACACACUAAAAUAUUUUAAAAGAUAACAUGAACAGCUUUAAAGCUGUCCCAACCAACAUGGCCGCCUAUCAGCCACAUUUUUUUUGGCUCAUUUCACUAUCCAUCUCAUUGUGUAAUUAUUACCAGAAUAAGAAAUUAUUUUAAUAGAACCCAACAGACAGAAGUAGGGAAAAAUAUGUUAAAAUGGUCUCUAAGGGAGAGUUCAAUGUUAAAACCACAAAGGCCCGUCUUAUAUUUACCAAAAACAAAAAAAGUGUUUCUGCUCCACUCCUACUGCAGAUAUUUUAUUUGCACUUGGAAUAGCACAAAAGUAACUUACAAAAAAUAGAAGCAGAUUGUUCCACUUAUGGGAAAAACAUCUUUUUAGUGGGACAAUCUGCCAAUGCAGGCAGUACUUUUUCAUCAGUAUUAAGGAAUUAUUGACUUAAAACAAGCUCCUAUAUCUUGGUGAAAAAUUCUUUGCAAGUUUGUUUUGUGUUAUAUCCAGUGCACUGAGACAUUUGCAGUAGAAACUAGACAGAAAUUACCUGAGAAUAAUUUGUGUUUUUACAGCGUGGAACCAUGACUUCUGUUUCCUAGCAGAAAAGCGUGUUUGUUGGUCCAGUUUAACUAGAUUUAUGAAGUGGGACGAGGAUCCUAAACACAGCAAAUCAACCUGUGAUUGGCUGGAGUGGCCUGGCCAAAGUCCAAACUUAAGUCCAGUUGAGAUGUGGUGGCAGGUCGGUUUCCUGCAUGAUGACUGUUUAAGAGAGACUUCAGUGCGUUGGAAGUGGGAGGGGGCUAAUGGUCAAAAGUCGGUAAGAAAGUCGCUAUAUUUGAUGCUAGUCGCGUUUUGAAAAAAAGUUGCUGGAGGCGCAGCGACAAAGUUGAUAAGGUAGCAACAGAGUUUCUUCUGUCGAGACCACACCCCUCCACUCAUACCCACUCUUGGCCACGCCCCUCUGCGUACCUUAGCUCCACCUGCUUUGGUGGAAUUUUUCCAAAAUCUUCAGGGGUCGGGGUUAACCUUUCACAGGGGAGGUAGUCACAUUUAAACAGAACUUUCACUCACAAAUACCCUCCAAUUUGGCUCAAAUAAUUUCAUUUUCAUUUUUUUUCAAAUAAUCUCAUUUCAAAUCAUCUUUUGAAAACUUCUGUUUGUUUUUAUUCAUGUUAUCUUUGAUAAUAAGAUAUUUCUGAUAAUCUGAAACAUUAAAAACAAAAACAGAAUAAAAGGGGUAAAUACUUUUUCACAGCGCCGUAUCAAAACAUCGUUUUUCUGUUUUUAUUUUGAAUUCUUCCACACUUUUUAUCCAUUUAAAUGAAACCAGAUAUGAAUGAUCAUGCCCUUUCUCUCAUUGUUUUCUAUUUUUAAUGCGUUAGCUUUAUUGCUGUUGUAGGAAAGCUGAUUUUAAAAGGUUUCAGAGUAGACCUGCAAAAAUGAAUAACCCAAAUUGUAUGAAGCAUACCUUUAAAGGUCAUCUGCACAAAAUGAAU